CCCGCCCCUACUACAGAUGCUGGGACCGCCUCCCUCCCGGCCCCAGCCCAGAAAAUUUUAUCAUUUCCAACCUCCAGCACCUGGGCAAGGACACCUGAAUAUGUUCCGAUGGCCUUUCCCCAAAGAGCAAGAAACCCCCCCAGCCCCGGUACCGGGCCUCAGAGACCCACAGCCGUCGCCCUUCUCUUUGGACAGAAUAAAUCACAGGGGGAGCCAGCUAGGGUUUGGAGUCAUGAAUCAAUUUAAUUUUGGAGGAUCUCCUGCCACUGGAAGUGGUUUCACCUUUGGCCCUGCAAAGACAAGCACCACAACACCAGGACCAGGCUUUUCUUUCUCCACACCUAGCUCUGGAGGGUUUAAUUUUGGGACUCCCUCCCAGCCUGCUGCAAGCACGCCUGCUACUAGUUUGUUCUCCCUGACCACCCCUGCCUCAUCUACACAGACUCCAGGCUUCUUUGGAUCACAGGUCACAUCAACUCCAGGUUCCACCACUCCGGGGUUUUCCUUAGGGUUAAGUACACCAAAAUUAAGUUUGGGCAGCAGUGGCACCCCACUCUCUACAGGUUUCACAGGGAGCUUUGGGCUUGCCAACAGCACACUUACUAAUUCCAUAGCAAGCAAUGUGUCAAGCCAGACAUCAGCACCUACUGGCUUUAUUUUUGGCCCUCCUACUACCACCGUCACCCAACCUACAUCAUCCAUAGGAUUCUCCUUCCCCAGUGGAAAUGCUUCCCAGACGGGGACCACUGGUUUUAACCUCGGCUCAAUGGGGAGUGCAAGUCAACCAACAGCAUUUUCAGGGUUAACCUUUGCUGCUACUACUCCAGCUUCCACUGCAGCAACUUCCACACAACCACAUACUGCCUUCAGCCUUGGAGGACAGCCUACAGGUUUAGGAUUUGGAUUGUUGGCCUCUACCGGGUCUACUGCUAUACCCACUGGAUCACAGGUCUCAAGCUUCAGUCAGACACCUCCUUUGCCUUUUUCCACUAAAGUCUCAGUAUCAACAUCAACCGGUCCACCCACCACCACUUCGGGACCUACAUUGUUUUCUUCCAUAGCAAAUACUCCCAUUACAACCUCUUCUGCCCCAAGCCUCUCAGCUGGAGCUCCAUCCACUUCAGCUGGAACAUCUGGUCUUGGAGUAUUGGGAUUUGGAUUAAAGCUUCCUGCCUUAACAAGUGCACCCAGUAGUACUACUGCUAUUACUACUUCAGUUUCCACCCCAGGCUUUGCCUUGAAUCUAAAGCCACUGACAACAACUGGCCUUGGGACCGUCCCUUCCACCUGUGUCCCUUUAUCCUCAGCUAGCACAACUCCAAGGCCCUCAAUGGAUCAAGAGAUUCCCCCAUCCCAAAACUGUGUAACCCCUAUGAUGACUUAUGCUCAGCUGGAAAGUUUGAUCAAUAAAUGGAGUCUCGAACUGGAGGACCAAGAAAAACAUUUCCUUCAGCAGGCCACGCAAGUGAAUGCUUGGGACCGGACAUUAAUUGAGAAUGGUGAGAAGAUUACUACUUUACACAGAGAAGUAGAGAAAGUGAAGCUGGAUCAGAAAAGGUUGGACCAAGAAUUAGACUUCAUCCUGUCACAGCAGAAAGAGCUAGAAGACCUGCUGCUUCCUUUGGAGGAUGCCGUGAAGGAGCAGAGUGGGACUAUCUACCUGCAGCAUGCAGAUGAGGAGCGAGAGAAAACUUAUAAAUUAGCAGAAAAUAUAGACGCUCAGCUGAAGCGCAUGGCCCAAGACCUCAAGGAUAUUAUUGAGCACCUGAACAUGUCUGGAGGGCCUCCCGACACCAGUGACCCACUUCAGCAGAUCUGUAAAAUUUUGAAUGCCCAUAUGGAUUCGCUUCAGUGGAUUGAUCAAAACUCAGCCCUGUUGCAGCGGAAGGUGGAAGAGGUAUCAAAGGUUUGCGAGAGCCGUCGCAAGGAGCAGGAACGCACCUACCGGAUCGUGUUUGAUUAAAUGGCCUGUGAUCUCUUGGAUAGUAAUGCUGUGUUGUUAUCUAUCCAGUAUAAAAAAGGCCUUAGGGCAUAAACUUAAGUAAAGCAUACAGUUACCCAUUGCAGUUAUUUUUUGUUACGGUAACGUUCGUGUGGUUAUUUUUCUUCGAUUCUAAAUCUCAAGUAAAAACAUACAUUUACUCUAUUGCAGUUAAUUUUUGUUACAGUAAAGUUCAUGGGAAUUCUUUUGCGUUCUAAAACUUUUAUGGUGGUCAGAGGAAAUUAUGAUGGGAAUUUACAUUAGUUAUAUCCAAUUUUGUCAAUCUUUUUAUGCCCAUUAAAUUGCUCAAUGCUUUAUGAAGUCUUCCAA
This is a messenger RNA of Sarcophilus harrisii (Tasmanian devil), 2311 nucleotides long. It is a transcript of the gene NUP62, whose product is annotated as nucleoporin 62. The transcript has 14 exons. Gene Ontology annotation, cellular component: nuclear pore central transport channel; nuclear pore. Gene Ontology annotation, molecular function: structural constituent of nuclear pore; phospholipid binding. The coding region runs from base 17 to 1963 and encodes 648 amino acids. The record is from RefSeq and is a predicted model, not a curated record. Lineage: Eukaryota; Metazoa; Chordata; Mammalia; Dasyuromorphia; Dasyuridae. Gene Ontology annotation, biological process: RNA export from nucleus; protein import into nucleus.